Canariomyces notabilis is the source of this 370-nucleotide messenger RNA. RefSeq lists its product as uncharacterized. Bases 71 to 292 code for a protein of 73 amino acids. The record is from RefSeq and is a predicted model, not a curated record. The transcript has a single exon. Lineage: Eukaryota; Fungi; Ascomycota; Sordariomycetes; Sordariales; Chaetomiaceae.
AAAGCAUUUCCUAAGUUAUGACAAAUGUUUGACCCGCACUGUCGGGUCCUCAGAUCAGCUAAGCAACCUCAUGGAUGUCCCGUCGAACCUUCUCUGGGCCAGAACGUCCAGGCCUAGCGCGCAUUCCGGCAUCUCUGUUUUGGCAGGCUGCGAAGCCCAGCAGACAGACGGGACGAGGACGCACAAGGUUUACAGUUGGGCUAUCCGAUCAAAACUGGCGCGGGUUGCUGAUCGGGAACUCGAAGCAGGUUGUUUGAGCUGUCGGAAGCGCAUGGCGAGUUCCGUUGCGUGACUGCCCAAAACCAGAGGCCUGCCAAGAACCUGAAUGUUACGAGGCCCUCGGAGUAGCAUGAGCCUCGUGACGGUGCCU